This is a messenger RNA of Glycine soja, 1580 nucleotides long. RefSeq names its product probable carboxylesterase 12. The transcript has a single exon. NCBI's taxonomy places the organism in Eukaryota, Viridiplantae, Streptophyta, Magnoliopsida, Fabales, Fabaceae. Gene Ontology annotation, molecular function: hydrolase activity. Bases 275 to 1189 code for a protein of 304 amino acids. The record is from RefSeq and is a predicted model, not a curated record.
AAAGUACUAUGUAGUAAUAAAGUUAAUUGUUUGACGGUUAAAACAAUGGUGAGUAACGUUAACACUGGCAAAGGCAAGAUGAUUCAGACGUAUGGAUUGGUGUAUGCUUCAGGAAGGAGUUAAACCGUUCAUUAUGGUCUUGUCUUCCCCCAACAACCGUUUCCUUCUCUUUUAUUCAUGACACACCACACUCUCUCUCACAUCUUCCAUCUCCUCCAUCUUUCUCACACUUUUCUCCCACAUCACAAUCACAUCAUUACGUUGCAUUAAUACAAUGGACCAAACAACCGCCGCUGCCAACGAGGUUGUCCGCGAGUUCCCCGGCCUCCUCCGCGUCUACAAAGACGGCCGCGUCGAGCGCCUCCUCGGCACCGAAACCACCCCUCCCGGCACCGACCCCGGCACCGCCGUCCAAUCCAAAGACGUCACCAUCAACGCCGAAACCGGUGCCGGCGUCCGCCUCUACCUCCCUCCCACCGCCGCCGCCCAAAAACUCCCCCUUUUGAUCUACAUCCACGGCGGCGCCUUCUGCGUCUGCACCCCCUACAACCCCGCCUACCACCACCACCUCAACGCCCUCUCCGCCGCCGCCAACGUCGUCGUCGCCUCCGUCCACUACCGCCUCGCCCCAGAGCACCCCCUCCCCGCCGCAUACGACGACGCCUGGGAGGUCCUCCAGUGGGUCGCCGCCUCCGACCCGGAGCCCUGGCUCAACUGCCACGCCGAUCUAAGCACCGUCUUCCUCGCCGGCGACAGCGCUGGAGCCAACAUCGCCCACAACACCGCCAUGCGAGGCACCACACAAGGCUUCGGAAAUUUAACCCUCAAAGGCAUGGUCUUGCUUCACCCAUACUUCGGGAACGAUAAAAAAGACGAGCUUCUGGAGUAUCUAUACCCUACCUACGGAGGGUUCGAAGACUUUAAGAUACAUUCUCAGCAGGAUCCGAAACUGUCGGAACUGGGAUGUCCGAGGAUGCUGAUCUUCGUGUCGGAGAAGGAUUUUCUGCGUGACAGAGGGUGCAGUUAUUACGAGGCGCUGAGGAAGAGUGGGUGGAUGGGGAAGGUGGAGAUGGUGGAGUUCGAGGGCGAGGACCACGUGUUUCAUUUGCUCGACCCCACUAAGGAUAAAUCUGUGGACCUCGUUAAGCAGUUCGUCGCUUUCAUCAAGCAAAUCCCCGCGCACUGUUGAUUAAUCCAUUUAAUUUUAUUAUAGUUAGAUUAAGAAGCCAUAAUAUAUGAUCAACGUUGUUGUUGUUGUUAUGCUUUCGUUAUUACUUCGGUUUUGUGAGUACUUUGUACUAUCUAGCUUUGGAAGGAUAUGGAGUUACGUGAAUUUGUGUAGGAACUAUAGGAGUGAUUUUGUCUGUGACUCUCUGUGUUCUUCUUCAUCUGAUCUGAUACACUAAGUCAGACUUUUAUUUCCAAAUUUCAAUCAUCUUGUUCUGUGUUCUCGUCAGAAUUCAAGUGCAUAGAGAAAUGGGCAAAUGGCGUCGCUCAAUCUGUCCAGGUUCUGUUUGUCGUUUCAUAUUGAAUAAUUGCUUCUGUCAGUUCUGUGUUUCAAAAUUUCAAAUUCUUAUAUA